Messenger RNA from Syzygium oleosum, 977 nucleotides. RefSeq names its product auxin-responsive protein SAUR36. The transcript has 2 exons. The record is from RefSeq and is a predicted model, not a curated record. Bases 170 to 691 code for a protein of 173 amino acids. Gene Ontology annotation, biological process: response to auxin. Lineage: Eukaryota; Viridiplantae; Streptophyta; Magnoliopsida; Myrtales; Myrtaceae.
CUCUCUCUCUCUCUCUCAUAAGUGCUUUUGACCACCAUAAAGAUUCAAGCUCACACGCCACAACGCCGCAUGCAAACCCACUGCUGUUAGCUUCAUCUCGUGCUGGUCUCCGGCGAUUCCCUCGACACCCACGAUCGGAAAAACACGUGAGAAUUCGAGAUUUUCUAGGAUGAACCACCUUGAUUUCGCCACCAGCUUGAGGAGGUGGAGGCGGAGAGGCCGGGGGUUGAGGCUCCGGACCAAGCUCGCGCGGCUCUUCCGGCAGAUCCGGCUGCCCGGAUUCCCGGCGUACCGCCGGUUGGGGUCUCCACCUCGCAACCCCAUUUGCAAGAUCCUCGAUCUGGCCAGGCAGAGGCUGCGCCGCCUCAAGCCCCGCCGCCGCGGGUACGUCCGGGUGGGGCACGACCCGGGGGAGAAGGGGCCGUCGCCGGACGUUCCGACGGGGCACCUGGCGGUGUACGUGGUGGGGCGGUCCGGGGGCGACGCGCGGCGGGUGACGGUGCCCGUCAUGUACUUCAACCACCCGCUGUUCGGGGACCUGCUGCGGGAGGCGGAGCGGGUGUACGGGUACGACCACCCGGGGGGGAUCACGCUCCCCUGCGGGAUCUCCGAGUUCGAGAGGGUCCAGACCAGGAUCGCCGCGGUGGACGGCGGUCCCCGGCGGCGGGCGGCGUGGGGGCGGCGGAGCUGAGGCUUUCUCGCUUGCAUUGUAGGGCGGGGGCGGGGCGGGGACCCUUCUGGGAUCGGGAUUGGGUGGUCGGCGAGAAUUUCGCGGCCCAAAUUUUGAUCCAAAUUAGCGGUCACUUGAUUUUCUUUGUAGCGUUUUUAUUUUUUUUUUACUCAAGAUUUUUCUCUGUAUUUCCUUUUUUUUUCUUUGGCUGUUGUAGGUUCUUUUUCUUUUGUAUGGUGGCUAAGUGAAUUGUGUAGAUUGCAUUGCAAAGAUUAGAGAUUACUCUCUCCACAAGGAUAAAACAAAA